GUCUCCCCACACUGCUGCUGGGGGGACUUUUUAACCUAGGCCUGUGCCUGUGUAUGGCCUUCAAUUGAAGCUGCUUCUGCUCCGCCACUCUGCCAUUGGACUCUUGAUAGUCGUCUCCCCACACUGCUGCUGGGGGGACUUUUUAACAUAGGCCUCUGUAUGGCCUUCAAUUUAAGCUGCUUACGCUUUGCCACUCUGCCAUGGGCCCCUGUACCGCCUCCUCUUGCUGCUGCAGGUCCAGAGUGUGUCAUGGGUCCCUGUACGGCCUCCCAUUGCUGCUGACUUCAUCGCCAGACUCUGCCAUGUGCCACUUUCAGGUCUCCUUACACUGUUGGUGGGUUCCAUUUUGUGAUAGGGUGCUG
This is a messenger RNA of Staurois parvus, 362 nucleotides long. NCBI's taxonomy places the organism in Eukaryota, Metazoa, Chordata, Amphibia, Anura, Ranidae. The record is from the annotation of a GenBank genome assembly.